AUGACUGGAGAAAGGAACAGUACAACAGUUACGAAGUUCAUUCUCUUGGGAUUCUCUGAAUUUCCAAAGCUCACCAUUGUACUCUUUUCAAUAUUCCUAGGGAUAUAUCUCAUGACAGUGUCCUGGAAUGUGAGCCUCAUCACGCUCAUCAGGAUGGACUCCCAUCUGUGCACACCCAUGUACUUUUUCCUCAGUAAUCUGUCCUUUCUGGACAUCUGCUAUGUUUCCACUAUAGCCCCCAAGAUGCUCUCAGACUUCUUGAAGAAGAAUAAGUUCAUCUCUUUUACGGGAUGCACCAUGCAGUACUUCUUCUUCUCUAGCCUGGGCCUGACAGAGUGCUGUCUUCUGGCAGCCAUGGCUUAUGACCGAUAUGCUGCCAUUUGUAACCCACUGCUCUACACAGCCAUCAUGUCACCCACCCUCUGUGUGCAGAUGGUGGCAGGAUCUUGGAUAACUGGAUUCCUUGGCUCAUCUAUCCAACUGUGUGCUUUGCUUCAGCUCCAUUUCUGUGGGCCAAAUGUCAUCAACAAUUUCUUCUGUGACCUGCCCCAGCUGCUGAUCCUCUCCUGCUCUGACAUCUUUUUCUUUCAAGUACUGAUCUCUGUGCUCACUGUGAUCUUUGGACUCGUAUCUGUCUUGGUCAUCAUGAUAUCUUACGGUUCUAUUGCUGCCACCAUUCUGAAGAUUACUUCAGCAGAAGGCAGAUCCAAAGCAUUCAACACUUGUGCUUCUCACCUGACCGCAGUGACCCUUUUCUUUGGUUCAGGUAUAUUUGUUUAUAUGUUUCCAAACUCUAGUGACUCCCUGAGGCAAAACAAGUUGGCAACAGUCUUGUACACUAUUAUAAUCCCCAUGUUGAACCCAUUGAUCUAUAGUCUGAGGAACAAGGAAAUCAAAGAUGCCCUAAACAGAUGGAAGAAGAGAACUUUUUCCUGGUGUUACUAA
Lepus europaeus (European hare) is the source of this 945-nucleotide messenger RNA. Its product is annotated as olfactory receptor 5AN6-like. Gene Ontology annotation, molecular function: G protein-coupled receptor activity; olfactory receptor activity. NCBI's taxonomy places the organism in Eukaryota, Metazoa, Chordata, Mammalia, Lagomorpha, Leporidae. Gene Ontology annotation, biological process: G protein-coupled receptor signaling pathway. The record is from RefSeq and is a predicted model, not a curated record. The transcript has a single exon. Bases 1 to 945 code for a protein of 314 amino acids. Gene Ontology annotation, cellular component: membrane.